Molecule: messenger RNA, 1170 nt
Organism: Mollisia scopiformis
Lineage: Eukaryota; Fungi; Ascomycota; Leotiomycetes; Helotiales; Mollisiaceae
Product: class II aaRS and biotin synthetase
Exons: 1
Biological process (GO): threonyl-tRNA aminoacylation
Cellular component (GO): cytoplasm
Molecular function (GO): threonine-tRNA ligase activity; ATP binding
Source: RefSeq, a predicted model, not a curated record
CUCUUCAAUAAGCUGACGAACUUCCUGCGAGCUCAAUACGAUCAUUAUGGAUUCCAAGAAGUCAUUACACCCACGAUAUACAAGAAAUCCCUAUGGGAGAAGUCAGGGCACUGGGAGAACUAUGCAGAGGAUAUGUAUGCCGUUACUGGUAGAGGGGCGUCGGGUGAGAAGGAGGGCCGCCAGAUAGGAGAGGACGAGGAAUAUGGAUUGAAGCCCAUGAAUUGUCCUGGACACUGUCUACUUUUCGCAUCGCAGAAGAGAAGCUAUCGAGACCUUCCAAUACGCUUUGCCGAUUUCAGUCCUUUACAUCGAAAUGAGAUACAUGGGGCUUUGAGUGGUCUGACCAGAGUGCGACGAUUUCACCAAGACGAUGGGCACAUUUUCUGCCGGCCUUCACAAAUUCGAGAAGAGAUCUCCAAGACCUUAGAUUUUGUCAAGACAACCUACCAGACUUUUGGUCUCGGCCCUUAUAGGCUCGCACUCUCGACAAGACCAACAGACAAUUUCAUUGGAACACUCGAGGACUGGAACACUGCAGAACAAGCAUUGAGAGAUUCUUUGGACGAAAGCGGCCAAGUCUGGACGAUUAACGAAGGCGAUGGAGCAUUUUAUGGUCCGAAGAUUGACAUAAUUUUGAAAGAUUCUGAUGGCAAAGAACAUCAGACCGCUACGAUCCAGCUUGACUUCCAGCUCCCAGAACGAUUUGGUUUAGAAUACCAAGCUCCAGCACCUUCGCUAGAACAACGAGGAUUGACAACAGAAGAUCCUGCCCAACUCGAGGUCGAGGGACCCGUAACCCCCGUACUCAUCCAUCGAGCAGUUCUGGGAUCUGUGGAGAGGAUCAUGGCUUUAUUGAUUGAGCAUUAUAAUGGCCGUUGGCCAUACUGGCUGAACCCUCGUCAGGUGAUCCUCAUCACAAUCAAUGAUUCAUCGGAAGUGGUGAAAUGGGCUGAAAAGGUUAAGAGAACGUUACAGGGCACAGGCGGUAGCCGGAGUUGGGGAGGAGCAGUUCUUGCCGGUGAUAAGAUAUCUGUUGACAUUGAUUCUACUCCUCGAUCCGUGAAGAAGAAAGUUUCAGAAGCAAAACGAAAACGAUAUGCUGUGGUCGUGGUCGUGGGAAACCAAGACAUUGAGCUUGAGCGUGUCGUCGCCGAUUUCACUGGCAUCCCG